Molecule: messenger RNA, 225 nt
Organism: Hydatigera taeniaeformis
Lineage: Eukaryota; Metazoa; Platyhelminthes; Cestoda; Cyclophyllidea; Taeniidae
Source: the annotation of a GenBank genome assembly
AUGGUUAGCGCUUAUAGCUUGGAUGGAGUGCUUACCGUUGGAUUGCUCCUAAUAUGCACCUGUGCAUACAUGAGAAGGGUGACCAAAUUACGGAAUUGGCUAUUUUCGGAAAACAAAGGAUUUUGGGGCAUUUUGUACAAGGCCGCCGUUAUUGGGAUCCGGUUACACAUUUUAGUUUCUCUUUCCUGUUUUUCUAUGGCCUGCUAUGUCUUACUUUUCCGUUAA